AUGGCUACUUGUGGACGAGAUCGUACUCGUACUCGAAGAGAGAAUGAGAGUAAACCGUCGACAUACAAUCACGCUGAACUCGUGGUGGCGAUGACUAACUUGUCUAACACGAUUCAAGCAGGCACUGCUAUUGCUGCUCAUGCUUUUUGGCGGAUAAGGCAAUCAGUAGGAAGCGAAAAAGAAGAAGGUGCUGAGGACAGCUUAGUUGGUGUUCCGAGAACUCUAGCUGCAUUUCUGAAAGUUGACCCACCAAUUUUCAAUGGAUCGACAAACCCUAUUGAAGCAGACAACUGGUUUAAAGCUGUGGAUGGGAGAAGCUCAGCAUUGGUGGCAAGAAGAGUGUCGAUUCCUGCAACUACAGAAUAUGGAUAUUCCAUGGGAGAUUUUCAGACUAUUUACUAUAAGAAGUAUUUUCCUGAGUCAGUGAGGGAGGCCAGAGAGUUAGAGCUUAUGCAGUUGAAGCAAGGUUCAAUGCUUGUGGCCGAGUAUAUGAGUAAGUUCAAGGAGCUCUGUAGGUUCUCAAGGGUAUGUCAAGGAGCCCCUGAGUCCUAUGAGGGUUGGAAGUGUAAAAAGUAUCAAGUAGGGCUGAGGGAAGAUAUCAUGCGCGUUGUGGCACUAUUUGAGAUUAAGUGA
Arachis duranensis is the source of this 633-nucleotide messenger RNA. RefSeq lists its product as uncharacterized. The coding region runs from base 1 to 633 and encodes 210 amino acids. Lineage: Eukaryota; Viridiplantae; Streptophyta; Magnoliopsida; Fabales; Fabaceae. The transcript has 2 exons. The record is from RefSeq and is a predicted model, not a curated record.